Hibiscus syriacus is the source of this 1095-nucleotide messenger RNA. Its product is annotated as protein farnesyltransferase/geranylgeranyltransferase type-1 subunit alpha-like. Gene Ontology annotation, cellular component: cytoplasm; protein farnesyltransferase complex; CAAX-protein geranylgeranyltransferase complex. The record is from RefSeq and is a predicted model, not a curated record. Lineage: Eukaryota; Viridiplantae; Streptophyta; Magnoliopsida; Malvales; Malvaceae. Bases 70 to 1095 code for a protein of 341 amino acids. Gene Ontology annotation, molecular function: CAAX-protein geranylgeranyltransferase activity; protein farnesyltransferase activity. The transcript has 7 exons. Gene Ontology annotation, biological process: protein farnesylation; protein geranylgeranylation.
UAAGCUAUUCCAAAAACUUGACUGUGAGGUGAUUCGAUUUCGAUCCAGUAGUAGCGCUGAGAGAAAAAGAUGGAAUCAAGUGAAGACGACGGCGAAGAGCCACUUAGCCGGAUAGCGGAGUGGCGUGAUGUGACGCCUCUUCCUCAAGACGACGGUCCCAACCCUGUCGUCCCCAUUGCUUACAAAGAAAAAUUCCGCGAAACCAUCCUUCAAAAAAAAAAAAAAGAAUUCCGUAAAACCAUGAAUUACUUCCGCACCAUUUACAAGGCCGACGAACGCUCCCCUCGUUCUCUCCGCCUCACUCGACGAGUCAUUCAUCUUAAUCCUGGCAAUUACACUGUUUGGCAUUUUAGACGAUUCUUGCUCGAAGCACUUAAUUCCGAUCUGGACGAUGAAUUGGAUUUUGUUCAACGGAUUGCUAAUUCUAAUUCUAAGAACUAUCAAUUAUGGCACCAUCGGCGGUGGGUUGUCGAGAGAUUGGGAACUAAUGCUAGAGCCAAGGAACUUCAUCUCAUUAAGAGUAUACUAUCACUUGAUGCGAAAAAUUAUUAUGCCCGGUCACAUAGGCAGUGGGUGCUUCAGGCGGUAGGAGGCUGGGAAGAUGAACUUGAUUAUUGUCGGCAACUUCUUGAAGAAUAUAUCUUUAAUAAUUCUGCUUGGAAUCAGAGAUAUUUUGUUGAAACAAGAUCUCCUUUCUUGGGAGGCCUGACAGCCAUGAGAGCAUCUGAAGUGAGAUACUCUGUGGAAGCUAUUUUGUCCAUCCCAAACAACGAGUGUCCAUGGAGAUACCUCCUUGGUCUUUACAAAGACGACAUUGAAUCUUUGGUUAAUAAUCGGGAGGUCUCAUCAGAAUGUUUGAAGGUAAUAAACACGAAAAACGAAUACAUUCUCGCGCUGAAAAUGCUUCUCGAUCUUCUUUGUUACGGCUUCCAGCCAUGCCAAGAGUUUGGAGAUGCUGUAGUUGCUCCUUGGACUUCGGACGCUCACCCAUUAGAUCCUGAUUUGGCAACAACAAUUUGUGACAUCUUGGAACACGUGGACUCCUUGAGAGCAAGCUAUUGGAUAUGGCGCAAAAACAAGCUUCCUGUGUGUUGA